AUGGACCGCAGCCUCUCCACCGAAUCCACCAUAACCACCACCAUAACCUCAACCGCCUCCAUCGAAGAAGAAUCCAAAUUCCUCACCCGCACCCAACACCUCCGACACACGCGCCUAGCCCUCGCCAUCCUCACCUUCCUAACCACCAUCCCAACAAUCGCCUGCGAAGCCAUCGCCCUCCACCACUACCGCCAAACCUCCCCCUACGCACGAGUCUGGCUCAACCUCUGGCCCUUGAACCUAGAUCUCAGACCCACCAUCGCCAUACUCGCCUGCGGCUGCGUGAUAGCAUUCCAGAACUUGCUUUACAUUGUUACUGCCGUUGUUCCUUCUCCCCGCCCCCACAUCCGCCUCCUCAACCUCCUCGCCGCAGCAACCGCCCUAUCAGGCUUCAUCGCCGCGCUCGUGGGCCUCGUGUUCGUCAUUUACCAGCCUGGAGCUAAGCAUCCGAGCGGGUUUAGUGAGAUGGAGACGCUGCAUUCGUGGACGUGUAAGUGGGGGGUUGUGAGGGAUGGAUAUGAUUCUGUGAGUAGUGGUAGUAGUGGGAAUGGCACUGUUAGUGCUACGCCGGUGCAUUUUAAGCGGGAUUGCGAUGCCACUGAGGCCGGGUUCGUCUUGCUUUGUGUGUUGCUGGGGUUGGAGGUUGUUAUGGGGGUGGUUGUUGGUGUAGGGUUCUGGGUUGAGAGGAAGGUUGGGGGGUUGAGGGGGAAGAUGGAUGGGGGGUUGGAGGGUAUGGGACGUGGAGUUGGGGCAGGGGGAGGGGUGAAGGGGGAGAGUAAGGUUUCUGUGGGGGGUGUGGAGAAGUAUCCUGGGACUUGA
This is a messenger RNA of Aspergillus vadensis CBS 113365, 819 nucleotides long. RefSeq lists its product as uncharacterized. Bases 1 to 819 code for a protein of 272 amino acids. The record is from RefSeq and is a predicted model, not a curated record. Lineage: Eukaryota; Fungi; Ascomycota; Eurotiomycetes; Eurotiales; Aspergillaceae. The transcript is spliced from 3 exons.